Tachysurus vachellii is the source of this 1895-nucleotide messenger RNA. RefSeq names its product hyaluronan and proteoglycan link protein 1b (gene hapln1b). The record is from RefSeq and is a predicted model, not a curated record. Gene Ontology annotation, molecular function: hyaluronic acid binding. The coding region runs from base 123 to 1250 and encodes 375 amino acids. NCBI's taxonomy places the organism in Eukaryota, Metazoa, Chordata, Actinopteri, Siluriformes, Bagridae. The transcript has 5 exons. Gene Ontology annotation, biological process: cell adhesion.
AAAAAGGAUCAAGCAGAAUUACUGCAGAGAGAGAGAGACAGAGAGAGAGAGCGAGAGAGAGAGAGAGCGUGUACAGAGUCUGUACCUUUCUAGCUCAGAUGUAUAUGUGACAAUAUCUGUACAUGCAGCUUGCUAUUACUGUAGCUAGGACUGUAUAUUAUGUAAGAUGUGAAGAAACGGCACUAAUGCAAUCUAUCAAGAUGAACACUCUAUUUCUCCUCACCUUCCUCUCCAUGUGCUAUGCAGAGAUCUUUGACAAGGUUUACGAGUCUUAUAGGACCACUUACAUCCCAGAAAAUGGGCCUGGACUGUCUGUUACAACAGAACAAGCCAAAGUGGUGUCUCAUCGGGGGGGCAAUGUAACACUAACAUGCAUGUUUCAAAGGAACCCCGGACGUGUCCCCAAUCCCAAAAUGAGGAUAAAGUGGACUAAGUUAACAUCAGAUUAUCUGAAAGAGAUUGAUGUUUUUGUAGCUAUGGGUUUCCAUAAGAAGAGCUAUGGUAGAUUUCAUGGCCGUGUGCAUCUACAAGAUGCCAGUAAGAAUGAUGCAUCACUGGUCAUUAAUGAAUUAACACUGGAGGACUAUGGGAGAUACAAAUGUGAGGUGAUUGAUGGUCUGGAGGAUGGCACAGUAGUGGUAUCCCUCAAUCUGCAAGGUGUAGUUUUCCCGUAUUUUUCACCUAAUGGCAGAUAUAAAAUGAACUUCCAUGAUGCUGAGAAAACCUGUCAAGACCAGGAUGCCAUUGUGGCCUCUUUUGACCAGCUGUAUGAUGCUUGGAGAGAAGGGCUAGACUGGUGCAAUGCUGGCUGGCUUAGUGAUGGAUCAGUGCAAUACCCAAUCACCAAACCUCGAGAUCCAUGUGGAGGGAAGAACACUGUCCCUGGCAUAAGGAAUUAUGGAAUGCAAGACAAGGAAAAAAGCAGAUAUGAUGUCUUCUGUUUCACAUCAAUGUACAAAGGUCGUUUCUACUAUCUUAAGCCCUCUUUGAAGAUGACAUAUGAUGAAGCAGUUCUGGCAUGUCAAAAGGAUGGAGCUCAGAUUGCUAAGGUAGGCCAAAUGUAUGCAGCAUGGAAGCUGCUGGGCUACGAUCGCUGUGAUGUUGGCUGGCUAGCUGACGGAAGUGUGCGCUACCCCAUCUCACGUCCACGUCGCCGCUGUAGCCCCACUGAAGCUGCAGUGCGCUUCUCUGGUUUCCCGGACAAGAAACACAAACUCUAUGGUGUCUACUGUUUCAAAGGAUACAACUGAGACAAGCAAAAAAAAAAAAAAAUUAAUACACAAAGGAAGUGUAGAGGAUUCAGUAUAAGUAAAACUGUGACCUUUUUCACAUACUGUAUAAUAAAGGUGAUUAAGAAGACAUUGUGUAUUUGGUGUUGAUAGACAUGAUAAUAAAAACUCAGAAGCAUGUUUGUUCCAUAAAGCACCAAUAUAAAAAAUGUUCUAAAAAGGAUACAAAAAAUAUUUUUGUAAAACGAAAAGGUUAUUUACUCAUAUAUUAUGUAGAUAUUUACAUUUUAGGAGAGACAAGAAUUCUGCAGCAAUAUAUGAGAAAGUGUAAGUGGAUAAUGAAAUACAGAUACACAAAAUUUACUAAACCUCUCAGUCUCUCAAUUUACUCUAUAGCCUCUCAGUAGUGAUAUGACAGAAAGCUUAAAAAUACGUUUAAGAACAUUGUCAUUCAGUAGUAUUGUACUCAAAGAUAAUUGAAAUGGUGGGUAAAAUAAUUUUUUAUUGAAUGAUAAAACAUGAAAUCAGUCUAAUAUUUAGCCAUUAUUUUGACUGAUCUCAUCUAAUCUCUCUCUCUCUCUCACACAUUUUUUUCACCAUCCUUACACGGUGCUAAAAGGUUUUAUGUUUUUUUGUUUUGUUGCUGUUUUUUUAUAUAUAUAUAUA